GCAGUGACGCGCUCGCGCAUGUGCAGUGAGUGACGGACAGCAGAGAUGUGAUGUUGUUGUUCACUGGACGCGUUUGAGCUCAAUAAUAUCGACAUACUUCCGAUCAAACCUUAUCGAUCAUCAUCAUGAAAUUAACCCGUAAACUGGUUCUGGCUCGAGCUAAAGCUUCAGACCUGGAGAGCGUGAAGAAGCUGAACUGCUGGGGUUGCAAUCUGACAGAUAUCUCGAUCUUCACGGAGAUUCCCAACAUUGAGGUUCUCACUCUCAGUGCGAAUCAGAUCGUGUCACUGGAGCACCUGUCCUCCUGUCAGCACCUGUGUGAGCUGUACCUGAGGCGGAACAGCAUCUCCAGUCUGUGUGAGCUGCAGCACCUGAAGCCCCUGCGCUGCCUGCGGGUCCUGUGGCUGGCAGAAAACCCCUGCUGCUCGAACCCUCAGCAGUACAGACUCACCGUCAUCAGGAACCUGCCCGGCCUGCACAAGCUGGACAACCAGGUUGUUACAGAGGAGGAGCUUGCGCAGGCGCUGCGGGAAGGGGAGGAGCUUGUGAGUCCUCCAGGCCCCACCCCCACCAGCUCCACCAAUGGCCUUACAGAAGCAGACUCUGAGAACGACCCUCAAGAUUACAGCAUGGAGGAAACAAAUAUGAUUCGGGCUCAGCUGGGACUGAAGCUGCUGUCCAGAGACAAGUUCCCAUCACUGCCAUCACCACGAGAAGCUGGAGACGCACACAAGAAGAAGUCUCACACACUGGAGGCGGUGCUGCUGCUGCUGAAGGAUCUGGAUGUGGACGAGCUCAGGAUGGUUCAGUCAGCCACUGAGAGUAAACUCAGAUCCUGCAGGAGACUCAGAGAACAGCAGAACACUGCACACACACACCAGCAGAACACUGCACACACACACCAGCAGAACACUGCAGACAUCUGCUCAUAACACACACACACACACACACACACACA
This is a messenger RNA of Danio rerio (zebrafish), 958 nucleotides long. NCBI's taxonomy places the organism in Eukaryota, Metazoa, Chordata, Actinopteri, Cypriniformes, Danionidae. The record is from RefSeq and is a predicted model, not a curated record.